AUGAAGGCCAACAUAACUCAAGUGAGGUCUGUGAACAAAAGGUUCAACAUCUUUACUUCUCUGCGGACCAACCCUACACCACCUGACCCAUCUCCAUAUGCACCUCUUGGGAAUACCACAUAUGCAAUAAAGGAUAAUUUUGCCACAAGAAAGGAGCCAACGACCUGCUCCUCGAAGAUGCUUGAACCAUACAUUUCACCUUUUGAUGCCACUGUGGUGACUCUUUUGGAUCAAUCUGGGUCGUCCUGCAUAGGUAAAACUAAUAUGGAUGAGUUUGCGAUGGGAAACUCUACCAUUUCCGGACAUUUUGGCCCGACCUUAAAUCCAGUUUACCCCCAGGCACAAGAUUUGGAACAAAGAAUAGUAGGUGGAUCAAGUGGGGGAUCUGCGGCAGCAGUUGCUCUAGACUUGGUUGACUAUUCGAUUGGCUCCGAUACGGGUGGUUCGGUGCGUCUGCCAGCAUGUUAUACAAAUAUAUAUGGAUUCAAGCCUACGUACGGACGUAUUUCCCGAUGGGGUUUAGUGGCGUAUUCUCAAAGUUUGGAUACCGUCGGGGUCAUGUCGAAGGACUUGAACACGCUUUGGAAAGUGUUCACGUCGCUAGACCUAUCCGAUUCCAAAGACCCGUCAUGCUUGAGCGACUCGACCAGAGAAAGUAUUGCAAUUGAAAGAUUGAAUAGUAAGAAGAAUGUGGGCAAAAAAUUUAAAGUGGGGAUUCCAGUGGAGUAUCAGUUAGCAGAGCUUGGCGACGAUGUGAAAAGCUCAUGGAAAACGCUUCUAAACAAACUUCAAGCAUCUAAAUUGAUUGAAGUUUAUCCUGUUUCCGUUCCUUCUAUCAAAUAUGCUCUCCCUACUUACUACACACUCUGUACAGCUGAAGCGUCGUCUAAUUUGAGCAGGUAUGACGGCAUCAGAUACGGCUAUCGUGUGAAGGAGGAUGAAUGCAACACAAAAAUUGAACCUGAGUUUAUCACCACAAGAAACUUGGGUUUUGGUGCAGAAGUGAGACGCCGUAUCAUCCUUGGCAACUAUGCUUUGAGCUCUUAUGGUUAUGACAGUCACUUCAUGAAAGCGACCGGUGUCCGUGGGAUGCUUAUAGAUGAGUUCAAUCAAAUCUUUAAAGACCGUAAUUGUCUGGUGCAAAAGAAGCACUUCCAAAGCACCGCCGGGGUGGACAUGCUCAUUGUUCCAACCACUGUGUCCGAGCCUCCCUCUAUCAAGGACUUCAGCAAAAUGGAUACGGUGAAAUCGUAUAUGAACGAUGUUUGUACUAUUCCAAUGUCGUUGGCGGGAUUACCAGCAAUAAGCAUCCCUUACGGAGGGAAUUCGAUGGGAUUUCAGCUUGUGGGACAACACGGCCAAGACUACAAGGUUCUUGAGUUUGCAAGAUUGGUUGAAGAAGUGAUUGCCAAAUAG
Molecule: messenger RNA, 1416 nt
Organism: Pichia membranifaciens NRRL Y-2026
Lineage: Eukaryota; Fungi; Ascomycota; Pichiomycetes; Pichiales; Pichiaceae
Exons: 2
Coding region: 1-1416 (471 amino acids)
Biological process (GO): mitochondrial translation; glutaminyl-tRNAGln biosynthesis via transamidation
Cellular component (GO): glutamyl-tRNA(Gln) amidotransferase complex; mitochondrion
Molecular function (GO): glutaminyl-tRNA synthase (glutamine-hydrolyzing) activity
Source: RefSeq, a predicted model, not a curated record